CAGAGAGAUGGGGAGAUCGUUGGAUGCUCAGGGCUGGGGCUGGUUCUGUUUCUCUCUUGUACCAUCUUGCAUUUCGUUUCGUUUCGUUUCUUUUCCCGCUGGACGUACACUAUUCUGUUGAGGAAGAAUGGCGACUCUAGCAAACACCUUUGCUACCGAUGGCUCUGCCACGGCUAUCAUCGUCCCGAGCAAGCCUCAGGCGUUGACGGUGUCUUACAGACAGCUGAACUCCGCAGUGGCCACCUUCCAGGCGAAGUUGGCGAAACUGGGCAUUCGUCCCGGAGAUGCUGUGUCGAUUGCUCUCCCCAAUUCGUAUGAAUUCAUCGUGGCCUUCCUGGCUGCGUCAUGGCAGCGCGGCAUCGCUGCUCCCCUAAACCCGGCUUACAAGCAGGAGGAAUUCGAAUUCUACAUUGAUGACCUCAGCUCUGCUCUGGCUCUCGUCCCGCAGGGCUCGUUUGAAAAGGAUGGCCCUGCCGUCAGGGCGGCCCGUAAGUACCAGGCUGCCAUUGCGGAAUGCUACUGGGACGGCAAGGAAGUCGUGCUUGAUGUGAAGGAUGCCGGAAAGCUGGCGGGCAAAGGCAACCAGAAGAUCGAGACAGCGCUUCCGGACGAUAUUGCUCUGGUCCUGCACACGAGCGGGACGACAGGCAGACCGAAGGCUGUUCCGCUUACGCACAGGAAUCUCACCAGAACCAUGAAGAACAUCAAGGCCACAUAUGAUCUGAGUCCCAAGGACCGGACGAUGCUGGUGAUGCCAUUGUUCCACGUUCACGGCCUGCUGGCUGCGUUCCUGGCUCCUCUCCACGCAGGAGGUUCCGCAGUUGUUCCCCCCAAGUUCUCUGCGCACGAGUUCUGGACGGACUUUAUCACCCACAAGGCCAAUUGGUACACUGCAGUGCCAACUAUCCAUCAGAUCCUGCUGAAGAACCCGCCGCCCAACCCGAAGCCGGAGAUCCGCUUCAUCCGUUCGUGCUCGUCGCCGUUGUCUCCUAAGACGUUCCACGAGUUGGAGAAGACGUUCAAUGCUCCAGUCCUGGAAGCGUACGCCAUGACGGAGGCUGCUCAUCAAAUGACCAGCAAUCCUCUUCCUCCCGGUAAGCGCCAGCCCGGCAGCGUGGGUAUCGGCCAGGGAGUGGAGGUCAAGAUCCUCGACCAGGAGGGCAAGGAAGUUCCGCAGGGCCAAGAGGCAGAGAUCUGCGUCCGUGGAGAGAACGUCACGAAGGGCUACCUCAACAACCCGGAAGCCAACAAGUCGUCUUUCACUAAGGAAGGCUUCUUCCGGACCGGUGACCAAGGAAAGAAGGAUCCUGAUGGCUACGUUAUCAUCACGGGUCGUAUCAAGGAGCUGAUCAACAAGGGCGGCGAGAAGAUCAGCCCGAUCGAGCUGGACAACACACUAGCGCACCAUCCGGCCGUUGGAGAGGUUGUUUCUUUCGCCAUUCCAGACCCAGGCCACUACGGAGAGGAUAUCGGCGUUGCCGUUGUCCUCAAGGGCAAGGGUGCGACGACGGAGGAGCUCAAAUCGUGGAUGGCUACCAAGGUGGCCAAAUUCAAGGUCCCCAAGAGGAUCUGGAUCCUCAAGGAGAUCCCGAAGACAGCAACCGGCAAAGUCCAGCGCCGCAAGGUGGCAGAAGCCAUGCUGAAGAAAGACACCAGUGCCAAGCUGUGAUCCAGUUAAGCUCUUAUAUAUAUAUAUAUAUAUAUAUAUUUAUAUGUA
Molecule: messenger RNA, 1717 nt
Organism: Paecilomyces variotii
Lineage: Eukaryota; Fungi; Ascomycota; Eurotiomycetes; Eurotiales; Thermoascaceae
Product: peroxisomal-coenzyme A synthetase
Exons: 4
Coding region: 128-1669 (513 amino acids)
Biological process (GO): fatty acid metabolic process
Molecular function (GO): medium-chain fatty acid-CoA ligase activity
Source: RefSeq, a predicted model, not a curated record